CUCUCUGCAACCCAACAGCCCAUUUCCUCUUCUUUCUUUCUUUUUAACUUGUCCUUCCAAUUAUCGACAAUCAUUUAGCAGUGUGAAAGGAGUUGAAAGAAAUAAAACUCUGUUCAUCAACUGCAAAUUCGGCGGGGCAGAGAGAGGCAAGAUGUUUGGGAGUAUGAUUCGGUACUUUUCGACGAAACCCAAGCCAAAAAUGAAGCCAAUCGAGCUGAAAACGCCACCAGAGCAAACGCAGACAAUAACCAGAGUUAUCUUUGACAUUCUCAAGGAGCAUGGCCCCCUCACAAUUGGUGAUACUUGGGAAAGGCUCAAGGAGGUUGGAUUGAGAGGACUUACAAGCAAGAGGCACAUGAAGAUAGUGUUGAGAUGGAUGAGGGAGAGACAGAAGCUUAGGCUAAUAUGCAACCAUGUGGGGCCUCACAAACAAUUUCUUUAUACAACUUGGUUUACUAAAUCCAACAUGAGGCAGGCAAGACCAGUGAAUAAUUCUUCAACGACUAGUUCGCCUGUCAAUAAUUCUUCAUGUCCAAAGUCGCCUUGAGGUUGCAAGAGUACCGGCUUCAAGAUAUUUACUGUUUUUGCAACCCUGUAAUACAAUAAUU
This is a messenger RNA of Durio zibethinus, 608 nucleotides long. RefSeq lists its product as uncharacterized. The record is from RefSeq and is a predicted model, not a curated record. NCBI's taxonomy places the organism in Eukaryota, Viridiplantae, Streptophyta, Magnoliopsida, Malvales, Malvaceae.